Messenger RNA from Salvia splendens (bonfire salvia), 1852 nucleotides. Its product is annotated as protein DETOXIFICATION 21. The transcript is spliced from 9 exons. Gene Ontology annotation, cellular component: membrane. The record is from RefSeq and is a predicted model, not a curated record. Lineage: Eukaryota; Viridiplantae; Streptophyta; Magnoliopsida; Lamiales; Lamiaceae. Gene Ontology annotation, molecular function: xenobiotic transmembrane transporter activity; antiporter activity. Bases 222 to 1670 code for a protein of 482 amino acids. Gene Ontology annotation, biological process: xenobiotic detoxification by transmembrane export across the plasma membrane.
AAGUGCAGAAAUGCAUCUCCACUCUCCAGUUGAGCUUGAGAGUGAUUGAAAUACUGGGACAGCUAGCUCAUCACCGUAGUUAUAAAUGCCCUUUCAAUACUGCAUGAGAAGAGCAUUGGAGAAUUAUUAGUCCACGAAGCUCACUGCCCUCUUUACACUCCCAGGUUUUAAUUUCUGCUGGAAUCAAGAAAAGUUUCGAUUUCGAGCUUGUUGGUGAGUAAAUGGAAGGUGAUCCUCGAGAGGCGCUGGUGAAGCCUGUUGAAGAAGAGGAGGUUGAUCUGAAGACGAAGCUAUGGGUGGAGAACAAGAAGAUGUGGGUAGUCGCUGCACCGGCCAUUUUCACUCGAUUUUCCACCUUUGGAAUAAAUGUCAUCAGCCAAGCAUUUGUUGGCCACAUCGGUGCUACUGAGCUUGCUGCCUAUGCUCUUGUUUUCACUCUCCUUACUCGAUUUGCCAACGGAUUGCUGUUGGGAGCGGCCAAUGGAUUGGAAACGCUAUGCGGGCAAGCUUAUGGCGCGAGGCAGUAUCACAUGCUUGGAAUAUAUCUCCAAAGAUCAUGGAUUGUUUUGAUUUGCCUCACCACUGCACUAGUGCCUGUCUAUAUUUUUGCAACCCCUAUCCUGAUAGCCCUAGGUCAGGAUGAAGUUAUUGCGAAAGAGGCGGGGAAGAUCGCCCUCUGGUUCAUCCCGGUCAUAUACUCUUACAUCCUGUCAUUUACCUGCCAGAUGUACUUACAAGCGCAGAGCAAGAACAUGAUAAUAACGUAUUUGGCAGUGUUAUCCUUGACAAUCCACAUUUUCCUGUCGUGGCUUUUAACCGUGAAGUAUCAUUUUGGUAUACCUGGUGCAAUGGUGUCCACUAUCUUGGCCUACUGGAUUCCAAACUUUGGCCAGCUAAUUUUUGUCACUUGCGGAGGAUGCCGUGAAACUUGGAAUGGCUUUUCGACCUUAGCCUUCAAAGAUCUUUGGCCAGUUAUCAAAUUUUCCAUGUCAUCCGGUGCCAUGCUAUGUCUUGAGCUCUGGUACAAUGCCAUACUGAUCCUUUUGACUGGAAAUUUGAAGAAUGCUAGGGUCGCGGUUGAUGCUCUUUCGAUCUGCCUUAAUAUCGUUGGCUGGGAAAUGAUGAUAUCUCUUGGUUUCUUAUCUGCCGCAAGUGUACGGGUCUCAAAUGAGCUUGGAAGGGGGGACUCUAAAGCUGCAAAGUUUUCUAUUGUGAAUAUUGUCGUAACUUCAACGUCCGUGGGACUAGUGCUGUUCGUAUUUUUCCUAUUCUUUCGUGGACGUCUAGCUUACAUAUUCACAAACGAAGAAGAUGUGGCUGUGGAAGUUGCUCACUUGUCUCCUCUGCUGGCAUUCUCCAUUCUCAUGAAUAGCGUUCAACCAGUUCUUUCUGGUGUCGCAGUUGGGGCUGGGUGGCAGAGCGUUGUGGUAUACGUCAACCUAGGAUGUUAUUAUCUGAUAGGAAUUCCAAUCGGGGUCGUGCUGGGUUAUGUCAUCAAGCUAGAAGUCGAGGGAGUAUGGAUUGGAAUGCUGAUGGGCACGUUGGUUCAAACGAUAGUACUAAUGAUCAUAACCAAGAGAACAGAUUGGGAUAAACAGGUCUCAGCUGCGAGGACGAGACUCAAACGGUUUUUCGUGAACGAUCAACCAAAUGACGGGUCAUCGGCCUGAUUCCGGUCAUAUAUCUCAUUUUAACCUAGUCUCACAUAUUUAUGUUUAGUUGCUUAAGUUGUCACAUUAAGCCAUACAUUUUUGCCCCUUUAUUUCUUGAAGGGGGUUUUGAGUGAGAGACUAUGAAUGUUCAUCAUCUUCUUUUAUUGCAAUGAAGUACUUUGAUGUGGUUGAAGCUGCAA